AUGCAGCGUUCGAUCCGCCUGGUGCUCUGGAACGCUCGACAGGUCCAUGCUUCAAGUAGGGCUAUUGCCACCACGACUACUUUGAAGCGUGAAAAAAUCAAGGUUGAUAAUCCUGUUGUGGACCUUGAUGGUGAUGAGAUGACUCGAAUUAUUUGGGAUAACAUCAAAAAGAAGCUGAUUCUCCCGUAUCUCGACAUCGACAUCAAAUAUUUUGAUCUUGGCCUGCCUCAUAGGGAUGAAACAAAUGACGAGGUUACCCAUGCGGCAGCCGAAGCCAUUAAAAAAUACAGUGUAGGUAUCAAAUGUGCUACAAUAACACCGGAUGAAGCAAGAGUGAAAGAGUUCAAGUUGAAGAAAAUGUGGCUGUCACCAAAUGGAACUAUCCGAAACAUCCUAAACGGAACUGUAUUCCGGGAGCCAAUCAUUUGCAAAAACAUUCCACGUUUGGUGCCUGGUUGGGAGAAGCCGAUUGUAAUUGGAAGGCAUGCCUUCGGUGAUCAGUACCGUGCCACCGAUCUCGUUGUACCGGAAGGUUCAAAGCUGGAGCUUGUCGUAACAGGGCCGAACGGUAAGGAAGAAAGGAGGACCGUCUUCGACUUCAAAGGCACGGCUGGUAUUGGAAUGGCCAUGUAUAAUACUGAUGAGAGCAUUCGUGGUUUUGCCCAUUCGUGCUUCCAAUAUGCUCUAAUGAAAAAAUGGCCGCUUUACUUAAGUACGAAAAAUACUAUUCUUAAGCGAUAUGACGGGCGUUUUAAGGACAUCUUCCAAGAGAUUUAUGAAACGAACUACGAGAAAGAUUUCAAAUCAGCUGGUACUUGGUAUGAGCACCGAUUGAUUGAUGAUCAGGUCGCUCAAUGCCUUAAGAGUGCUGGUGGUUUCGUCUGGGCCUGCAAGAAUUACGACGGUGAUGUCCAAAGUGAUAUUGUUGCCCAAGGUUACGGCUCGCUCGGUUUGAUGACUUCAGUUUUGAUGUGCCCUGACGGAAAAACUAUGGAGGCUGAAGCGGCACAUGGUACUGUUACCCGACACUACAGAGAGUAUCAAAAGGGGAAUCCGACGUCCACGAAUCCGGUAGCAUCAAUUUUCGCUUGGUCCCGAGGACUGCAUCAUCGUGGAGUAUUGGACAAAAAUGAAAAGCUGAAGAGGUUUGCCCACAAACUGGAGAAAGCUUGUAUUGAAACUAUCGAAGAAGGAAAAAUGACUAAGGAUCUGUCUAUUUGCAUACAUGGUUCCAAGAAAGGCGCUGAGAAAGGCAUGUUCCUUGUAACGGAGGACUUCCUCAGUGCUAUUGACAGCAAGCUGGCCAGCUUGAUGAAGGAGUAG
Messenger RNA from Cooperia oncophora, 1323 nucleotides. NCBI's taxonomy places the organism in Eukaryota, Metazoa, Nematoda, Chromadorea, Rhabditida, Trichostrongylidae. The record is from the annotation of a GenBank genome assembly.